UGUUGUUAGCAGCAGUAAGUACAUAAUUCAGUGUUAUUUGACGUAUUAUAAUAUAAACAUUGAAUAUUGUAUUGCUGCGCGGGUCACGUGACAAUGGGCAGUCCUGCCAUCAAAACAAACAACAUAACCUUACUGCAGAUGAGUUUAUCAGUUCGAGGGCUUUGCUGCUGUAUUUUGAGUUUGUAGUUCAUGUCGUUUAGGUUCUGUUAUUAAUCAGAAAGUGCAUUAGUAACGUCAACUGUGGACUUAAUUUCCUUCGUUCAGAGCUUUGCUUUUACUCGAAUGGAACAUGUCCAUGACAUCAGAUACGUGUUAUUUUGGCCUGCUGGAAGGGCAGGAGGAGGACAUUAAGCCUCAGGCAGCAGUGGUUAGGCGGAACCUGUUUGGCCCAGUGGACCACCAGCAGUUGCAGCAAGAUUUCCAGAGGCUAUUCUGCAUGAACAUGGAGGUCGCCAAACAGCGCUGGAACUUUGACUUUCAGAGGGACCAGCCAGUCCACGGCUGCAUUGAGUGGGAGGAGCUGCAGUGCCAGGAUGUGCCAGUGUUCUACCAUAGCUGUGUGGUCAGAUCUGGUAUGACAAAGCAAACAACGGUGGAUGCUUGUUCGGCUCCAUCUAUGGCCACAGAGAAAUAUCUGGAGCUACGGACCAGAGGAACUUUCAGGGGAAUCAAGCCAGAGAAGAGAAUGGCUGCACUGUUGGGGGUCAAACGCAGACAAGCAAACAUCACAGACUUUUUCAGAGUGACAAAAAGAAGGUUUCCUGAUCACAAAGCUUCAUCAGGACAGUAAACAGACAUUGAACCUUUUUUGUAUAAAUGUACAUAAAUCUCCACAUGUAGCUCUUCUAACUGACUAGCAAAGGCUUAAUAGAAUAUGUAUACUGUACAUACACACAAACACACAGAUACGUAUUGUAUACACAAAUGUGUAUGUAUAUAUGUCACUAAACACAGUACCUAUUAAAGGUACCCAUUUUAUUGUUACAACAUGGAAUCAUGAGAUUUAAAUAAAUGUAAAAAAAGUCAGAUGUCAAAUAUUCAGCUCUUAUAGUGCAUUUGAAUAAUUCGAAGCAAUUCCAGUAAUUGAAUGAGAAUUCAACUAAUGCAAAAUCAACUAAUGCAUUUCUAUUCAAAUUCAUUACUAAAUGAAAACUAAAUUAUUUUUAAUAUUUUAUAGUUCCAUGUUGUUACACAAUAAAAUCUGAAAAUGUUAGGAAUGCAUUAUAUAAAUAGUGUGAUCCUUAUUUUUUUGUUGUGCACUGAAUAUAUAAACACAAACAAUUACUGUGAACUUUAAGAGAAAUGCACUAUAAAAAGACUGUUUGGUAAUUAACUUCUCAGAUUCAAAAUUCAAAAUGCAUUGAUCCUCUUAAAUGGCAUCAGUGCACACAAUCUAUAAGCUAACAAUGUCUUACUAUUAUUAUGUUCCACUUUUAUUUAUUUGUUUUCCUGUUUUUAUAUAUUACAAAAAAGUGUAACACUUUAGUUUGAGACCAGUUCUCACUAUUAACUAGUAGCUUGUUAGCAUGCAUAUUACUAGCACAUAUUAAAUGCCUUAUUAAAGCACAUAUUAAUGACCAUACCUUAUAUCCCUUAAUCUUACCCAAUAGCUAAUCUAUGAUACUUACUAUUAAUAAGCAGCAAAUUAGGACUUUAUUGAGGCAAUAGUCAUAGUUAAUACUUAGUUAAUAGUGAGAAUUGGUACCCAAACUAAAGUAUGACCCAAAUACGGUAUGUAACCUGAGCCAUUAAUGUUUUUAUAAAGCAUAUAAAUUUGGGAGUAAAUGUAACUAGGAGACAUAAGGAAUGCUUUGACAUCUUUGAAGUUAUUAUAACAAAAUAUUUUUAAAUGGAUAUUGCCCUUAAAAUAUUGUUUGAGGAGUGUCCACCAAGUUUCUUAUGAGUGUGCAUGAGGCUCCAUCUUGCACACCUGAGGGAAAAUUGAAGAUAUGUUAAAAAGUUACCUUUGUGUCUUAACUUUGAAUCUUACAUAUAGUAUUAGCAUAUCAAUUGCAAGGACAUUUCAUGAAUCAUUUGUAUGAUACUUUUUUUAAAAUACUGCUUUCUGCAUUUGAGACACAAUGUAUGUGCUGGAUUAGCCAUAAAUUAGGUUUUUUUUAAUAUUAAUGAGGCAGCUGACUCAGUUAACCAAAGUAAUUGCUCCACAAUAAAUAGAAUGCCUUAAAGCAACUGUAUGUCAGUUUUAAGAUCAUUCUGAUGGUACACUGAUUUCUAAGAGAGCAAAUGGCUUCUGUUUCUUUCCCACAUUCCCCUUAAACAUCUCUUCAGGAGUAUGUAAUUGUGUUGAGCAGGUACAAAAUUCCACGUAAAGCGCGGAUUGCUUUACGACAACAACAAGCGCUAUCCACUGUAAUUAAGACUCACGAAGUCGCAGAAAUACACAAAACUACAUACAGUUGCUUUAAAGUCCUUUGAACAGUUGAUAGGAAGAUCAAAUCAAGCCACUUAACCAAACCCACAUGCUGAGAUGUUAAACUGCAGAAUUUGUUUUGUAGAAUUCCAAUUUCUGUUUCAACUUAAUUAAAAUAGAUACGAGAAGUUUUUUUUUUUUAGUGGUUUCAUCGCAAACACGUUAGAUAUUUCUGAUAUAUUUAGUGACUUCCUUUUAAAGCAGUCCAUUAAAUUGUAAUGUUUAUAUUAGUGCUCUACCUCAUCAAAUUACAUUGACCUUCAUUUUAUACACAUUCACAUAUGUAUAAAAAAGAAAAUAUGUAAAAUGUAGCAUUUGUUUUUACCAUGAAUGCACUUUUUUUUCUUUUUUUUUUUUUAAAGUACAACAGAAUAGCAAGGAAGUAUCUUGUGCUUCACUUAAGGUUUACAUGAUGUUGUGUGUGUGUGUACUUUGAUUUUUCCUGUUCUGUUUUUAGAACAACUUUUAAAAAUUCACGGUUGCCUUAUUCUGUGUCGUUCUAUUUGGGGGGAAAUAUUUCAAGUGCCUCUUUAUAUCACCAAUUAAAUGUAUUAUGCACUACAUAUUGUUGGAAUGAUGACAUUAGUGGCUUUUAUCCCACAGCUUCUGUUGCAGAUAUGUCAACAGUAUUCUAUUCUUUUGCAAUGUAUCUUGUGAAUUAGUAGCCAUGUAUACUGCAGUGUGAUUGAAUGUUACGUAUGUUAAAACAUGUUAAUACUAGCUGACUUAACAUUUUGAAUUAUCACUCAUAAAAUAAAUGUACAAAACAGUUUUA
This is a messenger RNA of Labeo rohita (rohu), 3206 nucleotides long. It is a transcript of the gene cdkn1d, whose product is annotated as cyclin-dependent kinase inhibitor 1D. The coding region runs from base 290 to 790 and encodes 166 amino acids. The transcript is spliced from 3 exons. Lineage: Eukaryota; Metazoa; Chordata; Actinopteri; Cypriniformes; Cyprinidae. Gene Ontology annotation, cellular component: nucleus. Gene Ontology annotation, molecular function: cyclin-dependent protein serine/threonine kinase inhibitor activity. Gene Ontology annotation, biological process: signal transduction by p53 class mediator; regulation of mitotic cell cycle. The record is from RefSeq and is a predicted model, not a curated record.